AUGGCACCAAGCAGUUGGCGUGGGGAGAAGGAGCAGCCGUCCCCGAGCAGCAAACACAUCCCCGAGCUGCCCAUGGAGCUCUUUGAGACCAAUCCUUACUUCUUCCCGGAGCAGAGGUUUUACGAUGGGGAAAGCUUCCUGGGCUCCCGUUUACAGGGCUACGAGCCGGCGGCAUUCCCGGAGCGAGCGGACGUGUCCCUGUGUCCUGAGGGAAGGGUGGCUCUGGAGGAGAAGGACUCAUCCCUGCCCGAGCAUUGCCCCGGGCAAUGCCUGCCUUGGGCUUGCAAGGUCUGCAAGAGGAAGACGGUGUCCAUGGACCGGCGGAGAGCGGCCACGCUGCGGGAGAAGCGCCGGCUGAAGAAGGUGAAUGAAGCCUUCGAGGCGCUGAAGCGAAGCACCCUCCUGAACCCCAACCAGCGCCUGCCCAAGGUGGAGAUCCUGCGCAGCGCCAUCCAGUACAUCGAGCGCCUGCAGAGCCUGCUCAGCACCCUCAACCAGCAGGAGCGGGAGCAGAGGGAUCUGCGCUUCCAUCCCGCUGCUGCCCAGCCUGGGGUGGGCAGUGAGUGUGGAUCUGGGAGCUCAUCCUGCAGCCCCGAGUGGAGCAGCCAGCUGGAGUUCAGCACCAACCCUGCAGAUCACCUCCUGGCUGAUGACACAGCAGAGGACCGCAACCUCCACUCCCUCUCCUCCAUUGUGGAGAGCAUCGCUGUGGAGGACGUGGCUGUGACGUUCCAGGAGGAGCAGGUCCAAAACUGA
This is a messenger RNA of Melopsittacus undulatus (budgerigar), 756 nucleotides long. RefSeq names its product myogenin (gene MYOG). Gene Ontology annotation, biological process: positive regulation of skeletal muscle fiber development; muscle organ development; positive regulation of transcription by RNA polymerase II. The record is from RefSeq and is a predicted model, not a curated record. NCBI's taxonomy places the organism in Eukaryota, Metazoa, Chordata, Aves, Psittaciformes, Psittaculidae. The transcript has 3 exons. The coding region runs from base 1 to 756 and encodes 251 amino acids. Gene Ontology annotation, molecular function: DNA-binding transcription factor activity, RNA polymerase II-specific; RNA polymerase II cis-regulatory region sequence-specific DNA binding; protein dimerization activity.